GAGGGGCAUUGCUGGCAUAUGAUGGCGUAUAUUACAUUGGUGGAUGUGCAGGUGAAUGAACCAGUGAUGGUGUGGCUGAUCUGGUUAGGUCCUGUGAUGGUGUCGCUGGUGUAGAUAUGUGGGCAGAGUUGGCAUCGAGGUUUGUUGCAUGGAUUGGUUCCUGAGCAAGAGUUAUUAUGGUGUGGUGUGCAGUUGCUGGUGAGAAUAUGUUUCAGGUUGGCAGGUUGUCUGUGGGCAAGGAUUGGCCUGCCACCCAAGGCCUGUGAAAGUGUGGGAUCAUUGUCCAGGAUGGGUUGUAGAUCCUUGAUGAUGCGUUGGAGGGGUUUUAGCUGGGGGCUGUAUGUGAUGGCCAGUGGAGUCCUGUUGGUUUCUCUCUUGGGUUUGUCUUGCAGUAGGAGGCUUCUGGGUACACGUCUGGCUCUGUUGAUCUGUUUCCUUAUUUCCUCACGUGUACCCAGAAGCCUCCUACUGCAAGACAAACCCAAGAGAGAAACCAACAGGACUCCACUGGCCAUCACAUACAGCCCCCAGCUAAAACCCCUCCAACGCAUCAUCAAGGAUCUACAACCCAUCCUGGACAAUGAUCCCACACUUUCACAGGCCUUGGGUGGCAGGCCAAUCCUUGCCCACAGACAACCUGCCAACCUGAAACAUAUUCUCACCAGCAACUGCACACCACACCAUAAUAACUCUUGCUCAGGAACCAAUCCAUGCAACAAACCUCGAUGCCAACUCUGCCCACAUAUCUACACCAGCGACACCAUCACAGGACCUAACCAGAUCAGCCACACCAUCACUGGUUCAUUCACCUGCACAUCCACCAAUGUAAUAUACGCCAUCAUAUGCCAGCAAUGCCCCUCUGCUAUGUACAUCGGCCAAACUGGACAGUCUCUACGGAAAAGGAUAAAUGGACACAAAUCAGACAUUAGGAAUGGCAAUAUACAAAAACCUGUAGGAGAGCACUUCAACCUCCCUGGCCACACUAUAGCAGACCUUAAGGUGGCCAUCCUGCAGCAAAAAAACUUCAGGACCAGACUUCAAAGAGAAACUGCUGAGCUUCAGUUCAUCUGCAAAUUUGACACCAUCAGCUCAGGAUUGAACAAAGACUGUGAAUGGCUUGCCAAUUACAGAACCAGUUUCUCCUCUCUUGGUUUUCACACCUCAACUGCUAGAACAGGGCCUCAUCCUCCCUGAUUGAACUGACCUCGUUAUCUCUAGCUUGCUUGCUAGCACACAUAUAUAUACCUGCCCCUGGAUAUUUCCAUUACAUGCAUCUGAGGAAGUGGGUAUUCACCCA
Messenger RNA from Gopherus flavomarginatus (Mexican gopher tortoise), 1297 nucleotides. RefSeq lists its product as uncharacterized. The transcript has 2 exons. The coding region runs from base 289 to 1194 and encodes 301 amino acids. NCBI's taxonomy places the organism in Eukaryota, Metazoa, Chordata, Testudines, Testudinidae. The record is from RefSeq and is a predicted model, not a curated record.